Betta splendens (Siamese fighting fish) is the source of this 1619-nucleotide messenger RNA. It is a transcript of the gene cdk9, whose product is annotated as cyclin-dependent kinase 9 (CDC2-related kinase). The record is from RefSeq and is a predicted model, not a curated record. Gene Ontology annotation, cellular component: nucleus. The coding region runs from base 104 to 1285 and encodes 393 amino acids. Lineage: Eukaryota; Metazoa; Chordata; Actinopteri; Anabantiformes; Osphronemidae. The transcript has 8 exons. Gene Ontology annotation, molecular function: cyclin-dependent protein serine/threonine kinase activity; ATP binding. Gene Ontology annotation, biological process: protein phosphorylation.
AAAUCUACAGAAGAAGAACAGAACGCAAUAUCCGGCUGAAGUAUUAUAGGCGGAUGUUCAACCGUCGUGAAAUCCGCAGAAGAAGAAGACGAAGAAGACAGCAAUGCAGCGAGACAAAACAAGCAACGCCGGUGCGGCUGAAAAGCCCGACCGGGAGGCAGCCAUCAUGUCGAAAUACUACGAUGGGGUUGAAUUUCCUUUUUGUGACGAGUUCUCGAAAUAUGAGAAAAUGGCCAAAAUUGGACAGGGCACAUUUGGAGAGGUGUUUAAAGCAAAACAUAGACAGACUGGAAAGAAGGUUGCACUGAAGAAAGUUUUAAUGGAAAAUGAGAAAGAAGGGUUCCCAAUAACGGCUCUGAGAGAAAUCAAGAUUCUGCAGCUGCUCAAACACGAAAAUGUGGUCAACCUGAUCGAAAUUUGCAGAACCAAAGCAACUCAGUUCAAUAGAUACAAAGGCAGCAUCUAUUUGGUGUUUGACUUCUGUGAACAUGACCUCGCUGGACUGCUGAGCAAUGCCAAUGUGAAGUUCACCUUGGCAGAAAUCAAGAAAGUCAUGCAGAUGCUGCUUAAUGGACUGUACUACAUCCACAGGAACAAGAUUCUUCACAGAGAUAUGAAGGCAGCCAAUGUGCUCAUCACCAGAGACGGAGUUCUGAAGCUGGCUGACUUUGGUUUGGCUCGAGCAUUCAGCCUGGCUAAGAACAGCCAAGGGAACCGCUACACCAACCGUGUGGUCACACUGUGGUACCGACCUCCAGAGCUGCUGCUAGGUGAGCGAGACUAUGGACCUCCAAUUGACUUGUGGGGAGCAGGCUGCAUCAUGGCAGAAAUGUGGACCAGGAGUCCAAUUAUGCAGGGCAACACAGAGCAGCACCAGCUCACUCUUAUUAGCCAGCUCUGUGGAUCCAUCACAGCUGAGGUAUGGCCUGGUGUGGAUAAGAAAUAUGAGCUGUACCAGAAAAUGGAGCUUCCCAAAGGCCAGAAAAGGAAAGUGAAGGAUCGACUCAAAGCCUACGUCAAAGACCCUUAUGCUCUGGACCUGAUAGAUAAGCUUCUGGUCCUCGACCCAUCGCAACGCAUAGACAGUGACGAUGCCCUCAAUCAUGACUUUUUCUGGUCCGACCCCAUGCCGUCAGACCUGAAGAACAUGCUCUCCACUCACAACACCUCUAUGUUUGAGUACCUGGCGCCACCUAGACGGAGAGGCCACAUGCCCCAGCAGCAGCCGAAUCAGAACAGAAACCCAGCCACUACCAGUCAGACAGAGUUUGAUCGUGUCUUUUAGUGGCUCAAGACACUAUUCACCUGGGCUGCCUGGACUUCUGGUUUCCAUAAGCUACACUGUCCUUUUUCGUUAAGGUUUCUUGGACAAUAGCUGGACUUUUCUACAGAUGAUGUAGACCGUGCUGACCAGAGAGACGACUGAAAUGCUCAGAGCUCCUCAAAGACUUUUUCUUUUUAGAUAUUUUCAACCUUAUAAAAAUGAAGACACCGAUGACGUUUGUUUUCUUUGAAUAAACAAUACUCUGUCAUUGGUAAUUUUGAUGACUACGUACCAGUGAAUGUGUUAGGUUUUGCAUUUCCUACUUAAAGAAAUACAACUUUUAUUAUUAUUAUUA